CCAGUCUAAUCCGAUUCAAACCGCCCGUUCCCCGUGUCCGUGCCAAGCAAGCCGAGCCCAACCCCCAAGAGCCAGCUGCUCGGUGCUCCACGCGAUGGCGCAGAAGGAGACUAAUGGCAGCAACGGCGAUCACAUCUCCACCCGCCCGCCGCCGACCCCCUCGCCCCUCCGCUUCUCCAAGUUCUUUCAGGCUAACCUGCGGAUCCUGGUCACUGGUGGGGCGGGCUUCAUCGGCUCGCACCUCGUAGACAAGCUCAUGGAGAACGAGAAGCACGAGGUCAUUGUUGCUGAUAACUUUUUCACUGGUUCAAAAGACAACCUGAAGAAGUGGAUUGGCCACCCAAGAUUUGAGCUCAUCCGUCAUGAUGUCACCGAGCCGCUUCUUGUGGAAGUUGACCAAAUCUAUCACCUUGCUUGCCCUGCUUCACCAAUCUUCUACAAGCACAACCCUGUUAAGACCAUCAAGACAAAUGUUAUUGGUACCCUGAACAUGCUAGGACUUGCAAAGAGAGUUGGAGCUAGGAUUUUGUUGACAUCAACCUCUGAAGUUUAUGGUGAUCCACUUGAGCAUCCUCAAACUGAGGCCUACUGGGGCAAUGUUAACCCGAUUGGUGUUAGGAGUUGUUAUGAUGAGGGUAAGCGUGUAGCAGAGACGCUGAUGUUCGACUAUCACAGGCAGCAUGGCAUUGAAAUCCGGAUUGCCAGGAUUUUCAACACCUAUGGGCCUAGGAUGAACAUUGAUGAUGGCCGUGUUGUUAGCAACUUCAUUGCUCAGGCUGUGCGCGGUGAGCCCCUGACUGUCCAGAGGCCAGGAACACAGACUAGGAGUUUCUGCUAUGUUGCCGAUAUGGUUGAUGGUCUUAUUAAGCUGAUGAAUGGAAACAAGACUGGACCGAUUAACUUGGGGAACCCAGGUGAAUUCACCAUGCUGGAACUUGCUGAGAAUGUGAAGGAGUUGAUCAACCCAGAUGUGACAGUGACGAUGACCGAGAACACUCCUGAUGAUCCCCGCCAGAGGAAGCCGGACAUCACAAAGGCGAAGGAAGUUCUGGGAUGGGAGCCCAAGAUCGUCCUGCGGGACGGCUUGGUGCUCAUGGAGGAUGAUUUCCGGGAGCGCCUGACCGUGCCCAAGAAAACCAAGGCCUAAAUUGCCCUGCAGUUGGGGAAGAAUAUCCACACGGGGAAGCAUACUCAUAGUCGGGCUCGUCAUUAUUUGUGGCCACAUUUCAUUACGGAAUUUGAGUUCCAAUAAACUUAAUAUUCCUUUGUCGUUCACCUUGAAGGAUUGUAUUAUUAGAAUUUUCAUACAGGGCUGGCCAUUCGAGUCUCUGCCUACGCAGAUCUUGUGGUACUUGUGUUUGUAGCCAAUGUGUGAGUAAAAGUCGAUUAUAGCAAUGUUGAUGCCAUUUUGGGCUUAUUGUUC
Molecule: messenger RNA, 1423 nt
Organism: Zea mays
Lineage: Eukaryota; Viridiplantae; Streptophyta; Magnoliopsida; Poales; Poaceae
Exons: 13
Coding region: 95-1147 (350 amino acids)
Biological process (GO): D-xylose metabolic process
Cellular component (GO): cytoplasm
Molecular function (GO): UDP-glucuronate decarboxylase activity; NAD+ binding
Source: RefSeq, marked provisional